UACAUCGUGCUAUUGAUACUUCAGAACCUAAAGGAAAUAAAAAAGGCUUAUCCCAAUUAAUUUUGUAUCCUUAUAUCUUCUUGGCAUUGAUAUUUAUAUAUUACUUUAUGGCUUAUUUUUCUUUUUUCUUUUCCUCUUUUCUCGUUUGCCUUUUUCUUUUCCUUUUUCAAAAACGUUUAAUAAAAAAUAUUAAAGGGGGAAAAAAAGUAUGUGCACGAGACAGAGCUGAAUCAAGCAACCAUUCUCUGAGUUUUCCUGACAGCCACCCAUGCUGCUCUUCAAAUCUCAAAUUAGCAUUGAAAUAUCAGUACAGAACCACCAAAGAACCUGCCUACUAAAAAGAAAUGGAUUGGAUCGUUCCUAUUUCAAUACUGUUCCUAUAUUCUCUUAUGAUUAUGCUCCUUUUGAAAAUGGGCAACAUCUGGAAGAACAGCUCUAAAGAUUUUCCACCAGGACCUAGGCCUUUACCUGUUGUUGGAAACCUCCACAUAAUGGAUCUGAAGAAACUUUACCAUACAAUGUUAAAGCUAUCAAAACAGUAUGGACCUGUCUUCAAAAUCCAGCUGGGAACCCAGAAAAUAGUGGUGCUAGCAGGAUAUGAGACUGUAAAAGAAGCUCUGGUGAAUAAGGCUGAUGUGUUUGCUGAGAGGGCCCAUGUCCCCAUAUCUGAGGAGUUUUCAAAGGGUUUUGGAGUAGCUUUUUCCCAUGGUGAGAACUGGAAGGUGAUGAGGCGAUUUAUGUUAACCACAUUACGGGACUAUGGAAUGGGUAAGCGGUCUAUGGAGAGCAGAAUAGCUGAAGAGUGCAGUUUCCUGAUAAAGAAGUUUGAAUCCUAUAGAGGAAAACCAUUUGAAUUCAGAGCAAUUAUGACUGCAGCUGUUGGCAAUAUCAUUGUAUCCAUUUUACUUGGGAAGCGAUAUGAAUAUGAAGAUCCAAGAUUUAUUAAAUUAUUGAGCUUGGCAACAGAAAAUGCCCGGCUUAUGGGAAUCCCCCCAAUUCUGCUAUAUAACAUGUUUCCCAUCCUUGGCUUCCUUAUUGGGGCUCGUAAGAAAGUCCUGAAUAACAGAAAGAAAUUGCAUGCUUUCAUAAAUGAAAGCUUCAUCAAAUGUCUCAACAAUCUAGAUGAAAAUGACACCAGAAACUUUAUUGAUUCAUAUCUUGUACAACAACAACAGGAAAGGAAGACGCGGAACAAUGGAUAUUUCCAUGUUAAAAAUCUAGAAGAGUCUGUGACGAAUCUAUUUGUUGCUGGUGUGGAAACAACUUCAAGCACUCUGUUCUGGGCCUUCACUCUAAUGAUAAAAUACCCUUUAAUUCAGAAAAAGAUCCAGGAAGAAAUAGCAAACGUUGCUGGGUCUGCUCAGCCCAGAGCUGAACACCGAACAAAAAUGCCAUACACAGAUGCUGUACUUCAUGAAGUUCAAAGAUAUGCUGAUAUUCUUCCCUUAAACUUGCCACAUGCAACUACAACGGACGUUACCUUUAAGGGCUACUUCAUUGCAAAGGGCACCCAUGUCAUUCCGUUGCUGACUUCUGUGCUCCACGAUGAAUCUCAGUGGGAGAAGCCAUAUGCUUUCUACCCUGAACAUUUUCUCAACGCUGAAGGAAAAUUUGUAAAAAGAGACGCAUUUAUGCCUUUCUCUGCAGGUCGGAGAGUAUGUCCAGGUGAGACCCUUGCCAGAACAGAAAUGUUCAUGUUCUUCACGAGCCUUCUGCAGAGAUUCACCUUCCAGCCAGCUCCUGGAUUAUCAAAAGAAGACCUGGACCUGACCCGUGCAGUUGGGUUUACAACGCCGCCCAAGACUUACACGUUAUGUGCUUUACCACGUUCCUCCAUCUAGGAACCUUGUCAGGAUCUACGCAAGCUAAAAACCAUAGUUUCAUUUAAUUUAGACUAGCAAUGCAUACUAAACAGUUAAAUGAUUAAAGUGUUAAUUGCAGGCCCGCUUGCUUGUUCCUGCCAACUUUGAGAAUGAGUGUGCAGACUCUGACAAACAUUCAGAGACUCAUGAGUCUGGAUUGCUUAGCUGCAUCUGUCUUUCUUGGAGCCUUUUUUACAACAUCUACUUUUUGGGUGUUGUCUUUUGGUGGCCUUGACCUAUGCAUUCUCUUAAACAUUAGUAGUAGACAAGGGAUAUAUCAAAAUUGGCCCUUAGUUAUUGUAUCAAUCACUACAUAAAGAACAAUCA
This is a messenger RNA of Python bivittatus (Burmese python), 2189 nucleotides long. RefSeq names its product cytochrome P450 2K1-like. NCBI's taxonomy places the organism in Eukaryota, Metazoa, Chordata, Lepidosauria, Squamata, Pythonidae. Gene Ontology annotation, cellular component: intracellular membrane-bounded organelle; cytoplasm. Gene Ontology annotation, biological process: xenobiotic metabolic process. The record is from RefSeq and is a predicted model, not a curated record. Gene Ontology annotation, molecular function: iron ion binding; heme binding; oxidoreductase activity, acting on paired donors, with incorporation or reduction of molecular oxygen, reduced flavin or flavoprotein as one donor, and incorporation of one atom of oxygen.